Molecule: messenger RNA, 1737 nt
Organism: Anguilla rostrata (American eel)
Lineage: Eukaryota; Metazoa; Chordata; Actinopteri; Anguilliformes; Anguillidae
Gene: nopchap1
Product: NOP protein chaperone 1
Exons: 4
Coding region: 191-661 (156 amino acids)
Biological process (GO): box C/D snoRNP assembly
Molecular function (GO): box C/D methylation guide snoRNP complex binding
Source: RefSeq, a predicted model, not a curated record
AUAGAGUAUCAAGGAGGUUACUUGUGUAAAAUAUUUGGACACGGUCAGUGUCUGCUACCACCUCCAAACUACAACCACAGAACUCUGAAGGGACCAGAGUGGACAGUUUUCAAAGAGAUUGUCUCGUUGGUUGUAUUCCGACCUUUCACCCGGAUGUUGCUAUUGCGGCUACUCGUGCCGAAACUACAGCAUGAGCAAAAUGGAGCGGGAGCAAGAGCAGGAGACGACCACCUCACAAGAAUUGCUUUCUUGUGGUAAUGGGGAAGGUUUCCACGAGAAGCUGCUGCUGAAGUCAAAAGCCUCCAGCACUGGUGGUUCACUUCAGACCUCGAAAGUGCCUAGAAGUAGCGUGCUGGACAGGCUGCAGUCCUUCCUGCCACAGAUGGCCCAGGCGAACCGGAAGCUGAGAGAGGAGCUGGAAUCUGCUCCCGCCGGUCGUUUCGACAUUGAGUGUGUCGACGACAUCGAGAAAGUUAUUGAAAUGGAUGUGGCCCUGGUGGAGCUGCAGGACUCCGACUCAGAUGAGGACACAGCGAGCGACAGCAGCUCCGACUCGGACUCCGACGGGGACGGCGAGGUCACGGAGGCCACCCUGAGGCUCCCCGGAGACGGGAAGAAGGGGAAGCCCAAUAUCGAGGUUCUAGAGCGGGAAGAUUCUUAGCCUUUAGCGUAGGACUCCUCUGCACAUAAGGGUCACUGGAGUGUAGCAGGGAGGGGCGUGUCUGCACAGGGCCGUGGGCUGUAACCCUGGGGUGGAAAACGUCCUCCCACUUGAGUGGGCUGAGUGGCUGAUCUGGCUGCUGAUGUUUUUGUCCAAGCAUCACAAUCCCAGUCAAUCUCAGAAAAGGCACGUAGAUGAUUGUGCAAUUCUUAUUAGCCAAGCGCAUACAGCAGCCUGUGUGUGUCUGUACCCCUGCUGCCACCUGUCUCUUACUGUCUUCCAUUACCUUUCAUUACCUCAGGCCCAGGUGUUGAAGGUUACAACCUGACCCCCUUUAAAAUGAGGGCGUUGGCAGGCUUUGUAUAUUUGUGGAAAAUGAAUUUUGCUUAAGUUUAUGUUGUAACUGUGCAGAUGGCCCAUUUAAUUUAGAAUGCAGAAUGAGUUAGACUCGUCAGCGAGUAGCUGGUGUUCUGUUCCCAAGCAGCCUCCCCACUUCCACAACAGCCAAGGGCAUCUUUGGAUUCUUGGAGGCUCCCUAGGUUGCCAUGGCGAUGUAGCAGAGCUGUCCUUGUUCUCUGUUGCUGAAAGUUCUGAGAGGAUUCCGCAGUCCUGGUUGGUACAUAAACUCACCCUGGCAGUCAGUAAAUAAUGAUACAGGGCAAGAAACUGUCGAGCUUAAGGACAGACGGGGCCCUCCUGGACCUCUGAUCGCUUAAACUUCUACACUCAUCAGUGCAAUUUCCGUCCUCCCUGCAGUGGUUUGAGAAUGAGUUUUUCCACGCGGUAGUGACACAGCGCCUCCUUGUGGAUGUGUAAAAGCUGAAUACUGUCAGAUGAGAUUACAGUACAGUGAAAAAUUAAUGAAAUUUAUGAACUUAUAUUUUUAUAAUUUUUAUGAUAUGGGGGGGUUGCCUUUUGCAAAAAGGUUCUGAAGGUGCUUACCAGAUAUUGCUAAUUGGGCCUCAAACAUGUUAUAAAUUUGCCCUUGGAAUCUUUGUAUUGGGGAAAAUCCGCACACAAUAUGUAUUUUUCAUUAAAUUUCAAAUGUAAAUAUUAAAAGUUUUUUUUUUUCAUUA